Microdochium trichocladiopsis is the source of this 1314-nucleotide messenger RNA. RefSeq lists its product as uncharacterized. The record is from RefSeq and is a predicted model, not a curated record. Lineage: Eukaryota; Fungi; Ascomycota; Sordariomycetes; Xylariales; Microdochiaceae. The transcript has 2 exons. The coding region runs from base 1 to 1314 and encodes 437 amino acids.
AUGUCCCGGGUCCUGCGGAUGCUCCGGUCACGGCGCAAUGUCUUCACCCUUGGUCGACAGGUCAACGGUGGUGCUGCAGAGCCCGUGGCAGACCCUUCAGUCGUCCGGAUACAGCACGUCAGAUUCAAGCGCAAAGUCUUUAGGCCAUGGAACGUCGCCGGCGCCGGCCUCAUGGUCUUCUUCUGCUACCACAUCUACAAAGGGGCCAUCUGGGGACCUCUCGACAAAUUCCUCGAUGACGAGCUGGCCAGCAUGAGUGCCGAGGAGCGGAGGGAACUGGCAGGCGUUGACAAGAAUGGUCGCAAGGUCAAGAACACAGAAGAUAUACUAUCGAUACCACUACCUUUCACCACGAGGAUGGUCAAGCAGCCGCCGUACGCGGGCAACAGUCCAGAGUGGAAAGCGUUCGUCAAACUCAGCAAGGACAACGAACUGCGCGCAAAGAUAGAAAAUGACGUCUGCAAUGUUGUACAGCGCCUGCUCCAGAACUCGACGUUCCUCACGAACCGCCUUGGCAAGGAGAUGCGCGUGUCUCGCAAGAUGCUGACGUUCAACUACCCCAACCGACCGCCGUCGGUCUUCAUGCGCAAGAAUAUCGUGGUUGAUGACGCCACCAUCUCGAUCACCGAGAAGCCAGUACAUCCAUGGGUGCAGACCCGGAUCAUGCAAGCCCUCUGGCCGUCCGCUCUGGCCGUGUCGCUGUGGACGUUUUCGGGCGCCCUCGUCAAGCAGAACAUGGACUCAGCGGCGCGGCUCCUCGGGAUCGAGCAGUCGGGCCUGUCGAGCUCGAAUGUCAGCCUGGCCGUCGAGCAAGUCGACCGCAAACUGAAGGAGAUUGCCAGCUCCAAGACAUUUUCCUCGCCAAACUUCCCGCCAACACCGGGGUCCAAGCCGGAAGGCACAGCCAACGGCGGCCUGCCCAGCAACACGAGUUCCGCCUCCCGCGAGAAGUCGACGGAACCCACAACAGCGAGUGUGGACCGGCCACUGCCGUCCGACCCGAGCGCGCUCAGCGACAAGAUGCUCAGCGCCAAGGACUUAUACCUGAUCAAGGUGACGCAGGAACAUACCAGCGGGCCGUGGCAGAAGUUCAAGCAGAGCCUGGGCCUGCACUGGAAGCCGAAGCAGACGUGCCUUCCGCAGCCUGGAAGUAUAGCCAUCACGGGGCUUGUCAGCUUUGAGGCGCCCCAUGCCUACAUCACGUGCGAGGUCAAGAUAUGGUACAAUGCCGUGAGCAAGGCCUACGAGAUGCGAUCAAGCACGGUACGGGUCAAGGAGAUCCAGCCGAAGAGACAGGUACCACUGAUGAAGUGA